AUGUCGGGGCGAUGGUAUACGAGAAGAAAGAUCUUGAGGUCUGGAGUUGCUUUGACGAUGCUCACCACAGUCAUGAUUGUGAGCCUCAUACACUCUCACGGACUCGGAGGCAGGACUGGUGGUAUGAAAAACCAUGACAAGAUCGGGCGAAGAACUGGUGGUAAGGACACUGUGGUGGAUGCAUCACGGAAUAGCAUCCAUGUCAGGCGAGGGGGUCGAGGGCGUGGUAGGGGUGGGGUCGUGAUGGGGAUGCAACGGAAGCUGGAACAACAAGAGAGUCUGUCCUACUAUUUGGGCGGUGAUGCUGGUGAGAGGGGGGAAAUCUUCCCCCCUCUGAUGGGCAUGGAUUACUCGAACUCCGAAGAAAGGAGAAGGACGCUGAAGAGUGAUGCGGAGAGGGCGCUCUCCUUGAGACAGCAAGACGACGAUGGAGACGGUUUCCCAGGUUACUACGAUGUGAUGGACAUGAGGGAGCUGGAAGAGAGGAUGGAGAAGAAGAGGGAGAGAGUCCGGAAGAGAAAGAAACAAACUGUCCGCGUGGUGCCACAAGGUCAUGGCGCUGACAUCAUUAAGAAGAUGAAACAAGAGAAUGCGCAACCAAAGAAUGCCAAAGAUGGAGGAGGAGGAGGGGGAGAAGGAGGUGGGAGGAGGAGGGGGGAGGAGGAGGUGGGAGGAGGAGGAGUAGGUGGGAGGAGUAGGUGGGAGGAGGAGGGGGAGGAGGAGGAGGAGGGGGAGGAGGAGGUCGGAGGAGGGGACGGAGGGGGAGGAGGAUGGUCCUUCCCGGCGACGUUCUUCCGUCAGACUAUACGCGUAAAUAUUCUUGAACACGAGUAG
Messenger RNA from Lytechinus pictus (painted urchin), 834 nucleotides. RefSeq lists its product as uncharacterized. The transcript has 3 exons. The record is from RefSeq and is a predicted model, not a curated record. The coding region runs from base 1 to 834 and encodes 277 amino acids. NCBI's taxonomy places the organism in Eukaryota, Metazoa, Echinodermata, Echinoidea, Temnopleuroida, Toxopneustidae.